GAGUGAGAGUAGAGGAGGAGAAGAUCGGAGAGGGUUAGGUUCAGCAUAGUCUGUAUCUCCAAUGUUUGCUCCAGCCUCUCUCGCUGCAUGCCUUCUGCUCUUUAAUUUUACAUUCUAAAGGAAUCAACAGCACACUGUAAAAUAUUUAUUGAUGGAAAACUAGAUAAAGCUCAUCAUUACCUGUGGGCAGCCUGAUACCCUGGGCGACAGUUAUUACAAAGCUACACAGAGAAGGAUCGUACUUCACCAGCUCUCCGGAACACAGACAAACUCUCUCAUUCUGAAGAGGAUCUGAAUGGGAGUAGAGGCUAGUCACAGGGGAAGUGAUGGCUGGGGGACAUAACACAAUUCUCUGCCUUCCUUACUGCUUCUUCCACCAUUUAUAAAGUAUUAAGACAACUAUCCCAUGUCUACAAGUAAAGGACUCUGGUGAUCCAGAUGUUAUCAAAGGAGUUGCCAUGACCCACAUCAGGGUCUCUAGCCUUUGGUUCCACAUUUGGACAAAGGGGCUCUGAAGAGGGAACUGAAUCGAGUCUGCCGGAGCAAACACACAAGCUUGCACUCGCUCUCUCUAGCGGUUUUAAAAUGUUUUCGUCUUUGAUGUUCUCUGGAAUUUUACACUUGCAACCUGAAGAGGUAAAUAUCAGGAUCUCAAGAUAGAUAAGUGUAAACACAUCCCUGGAUAACAGGGAUUGGUGGAGAGAGGAGGAUUGUUUUGGAACUGACAUUAUUUUCACCCGGCGAUGACAACAGUUCAAACACAAAAGGACAAUGACAAGACUGAGCUUUGUAUGAAAGAAACCAUUGAUUUUAGUGCACUGCACUGAUGCAGCAAAGCACAUGCCUUUUGAGGGCUGGGUGUGUGCUGCUUCUGGGCUUGCAAAGUGACUUUUCUCUUUAUACCAGAAUAUUCAGCAUCCUUAAAUGUAAAGAUCAAUUAAGAAUCUCAGAAUUCUGUAGAUUAUAUUAGACUUAUAAUAAGAAACUGCUGUAGAUCCAAGGGACACAAUGGAAAUGACCUCAAAGUUACAACAUAGGGGGAUGAGGUGACUUGCUCCAAUAGGAUCCUUGAGGCGACUGACAGCUGAGUCGGAGAUGACACAGAUGGAAGUAAGCGACACCUUUGCUGCAGAUGGAAACAGAGGGCAGUGAAAGUACAUCCUGGUGUUCUAAAAUCCACCAGGUCUCACUAUAAAUAGUCACUUCUUACUGGCAGGAUAAUGCACAAAGCUGAAGUGGUGAUGUCUGUCGCUACAAUGAGAAACAUGACUGUUCACGACACACCUGACCUCUGUGACCUCGACCUGACUUCCUCUGAAGCCAUUUAUCCUAUCACCUUCCAGGUUUCCUUGACAAGCUUUCUGGUUUUGGAGAUCAUGUUGGGCCUAAGCUCCAAUCUCACGGUGCUGGUCCUCUACUGCGUGAAACAGAACCUCAUCAGCUCCGUUUCCAAUAUCAUCACCAUGAACCUGCACGUGGUGGACGUGUUGGUGUGUGUAGGCUGCAUCCCGCUGACAUCUGUGGUGAUCCUACUUCCUUUGGAGGCAGACACAGCUUUGAUCAGCUGCUUCCAUGAGGCGUGUGUGUCCUUUGCAAGUGUGGCUACUGCUGCAAACGUCCUGGCCAUCACUGUGGACCGCUAUGAUAUCUCAGUGCGACCAGCAAACCGUGUGCUAACAAUGGGUCGAGCUGUUGCUCUGCUGGGAUCUAUCUGGGCUCUAUCCUUUUUCAGUUUUUUGGUUCCAUUUAUGGAAGUGGGCUUCUUCAUCAGAUCUGGUUCAGAUCAUGUAAACCAGACUGCAAUAGUGACAGUCUCUCAUAUGAAUGAUUAUUACUCAGAGCUAGGUUUGUACUAUCACCUGCUAGCACAGAUCCCCAUAUUCUUUUUCACAGCUGUAGUAAUGCUGGUAACUUAUUACAAGAUCCUUCAGGCACUUAAUAUUCGCAUUGGGACACGGUUUCAACACAACUUACCCAAAAAAAAGCAAAAAAGCAAAAACACCAUCUCUUUGAGGACUACCACGCAAGCAGAGUCAACAGAGGCUUCACAGAGCAGCAUCGUAGGCAAGGUUGGUGGAAAUGCACCGUUAGGAAUGGGGGCAUCAGUAUCUGUCAUAAUUGCAUUAAGAAGAGCGGUAAAGCGCCACCGGGAGAGAAGGGAGAGGCAGAAACGAGUUUUUAGGAUGUCUCUGCUAAUCAUCUCUACGUUCCUUUUCUGCUGGACUCCAAUAACUGCUCUUAACACAAUUAUCCUCAGCACUGGUCCCAGUGAUGUGACGGUACGCCUUCGGCUUGGUUUUCUGGUGAUGGCGUAUGGAACCACUAUCUUUCAUCCUCUUCUGUACGCUUUCACUCGGCAAAAGUUCCAAAAAGUUCUCAAGAGUAAGAUGAAGAAGAGGGUUGUGUCUGUAGUGGAAGCAGAACCAACACCAAACAAUGUGGUCAUCCAUAACUCCUGGAUCGACCCUAGGAGAAACAAGAAGGUCACAUUCGAGGACAUUGAGGCCAGACAAAAAUGUCUGUUCUCACAGGAAGCAGAGUGACUAAUUUAAAUAUGUCAACAAUCCAGUCUGCAUAAAGAAAAGUGAAUGAACUAAAACAUGUGGAUAGACUGGAGGGUUUUAAUCAAAUAGAGGAGUGGAAAGGAAAAAGCAGUGAAUAAAAAGGUGGGAAACUUUGUGUACAUGAAGCUGAAACCAAGGUUGACAUAUGCACAUUUCCUUUGUAACUGACUGAAUGAAUGCUAAAAUGAUGGCCUCAUUAAGAAUAAAGGGAUUGGUAUGACAAUAAAAGGAGUUUUAUCUUUAUAAGCAAGAAGUUAAAGGUGAAGUACCACUUGUUGAAGGUCUUUCUAUCAGAGGAAAAAAAUAAGUAAAGGUAACUUAGUGGUAUUUAUUGUAGACUGUUGUGGACUUGAAAAUAGACUUUAUUGUUGCAACGCUGUAUUUAAGCAGUAGGUCAUGUUGCUCAGUGCUUAAUGUAAUACAGUAUGAGACAAAGAAUCAGAGAACACUUGAUGGGUACAGGAUACAGCAUUUGUCAGGAUUGCUGUGUCUGCCAUUUCCUCCCGACUGACUGAAAGAAGGGACACAGUGCAUCAAAAGAACAAGCAUUUGACUAUCUGUGCAACGUCUACUCUGUUCUUUUUAUUUCUGUUUGCAAAAAACGAUUGUUUAUUUAAAUGUUGAGAAGCUGAGUCUAAUUACAAGCUGAACCCACAGAGCCCAAGUAUGGUUAAACUGACACCAGAUGGUGCAGUGUUUCCCCUAGGACUGUCAUCUUAACAAACCCUUUCUUAUUCUUUAUGUGUCUAUGUACACUGAACAAAAAUAAUAAACGCAACACUUUUGUUUUUGUUUUUCUCCCCUACAUCGUUUUUAAAAAU
Girardinichthys multiradiatus is the source of this 3385-nucleotide messenger RNA. RefSeq names its product G-protein coupled receptor 22-like. Lineage: Eukaryota; Metazoa; Chordata; Actinopteri; Cyprinodontiformes; Goodeidae. Gene Ontology annotation, biological process: G protein-coupled receptor signaling pathway. The transcript has 6 exons. Gene Ontology annotation, molecular function: G protein-coupled receptor activity; peptide binding. The record is from RefSeq and is a predicted model, not a curated record. The coding region runs from base 1221 to 2543 and encodes 440 amino acids. Gene Ontology annotation, cellular component: membrane.